Molecule: messenger RNA, 3036 nt
Organism: Branchiostoma floridae (Florida lancelet)
Lineage: Eukaryota; Metazoa; Chordata; Leptocardii; Amphioxiformes; Branchiostomatidae
Product: protein CIP2A homolog
Exons: 22
Coding region: 183-2837 (884 amino acids)
Source: RefSeq, a predicted model, not a curated record
ACACCCCUACUUUUACUAUGGUUGCUUCCAAGUGAUUCAAACUGCAGCGGGAAGAAAAUGAAGGAUAAGUGGUGAAAAUUGCAGCGCCUUUUUGUGCUUUCAGAAACGAUUUUACAGACAACGGAUCGACUUCUCAAGAACUAUUAUAAUUUUCUGAUUGGAAGGACUACAUCAGAAACAACAUGGACCCGACGUCUUGUAUGAAGGGCCUUGUCAUGGCGGGCAGUCAGUUCAGAAACAACAGGAGUGAUGCCAACAUACUACAGCUACAGAGGCAGAUAGAGCUGAUGAUCAGCCUAACGAUGAAGGGUCGCUCUGUGAAGUUCUUCAACCCCCAGCAGAUCCUCCCCAUGGAGUGUCUGAGCUGUCUGUGUGAUGUCAUCGAGGACCAUCACACUCCUGCUGCACUGUCGCACAAGACUAUUGUAUUACUCAACAAUCUGGCCUCCUAUCCAGACAUCAGGGAUGCCAUGCACACAACCUUCAACUUCACCUCCUCACUCGCCAUCUUCCUGCAGUACCACACACAGUCUCCAGGGGAGCCACUGGUGCUACAGACCCUACAGUUGCUCCAAAAGCUGACCUACAAGUCCAAAGUCAGCUAUCCCAACAGUUACAUGGAGGAGCUCAUCAGAUUUCUCAUCUCACAUGUACUAGCCCACGAGUCGGACCUGACUGCCCUGUGCCUGGGUCUCCUCGCUAACCUGUGUAAAAACAACCUCUCCAUACAGGCACAUGUCAAGGCACUGGAAAAUGUGAAGUCAAUCUACCGUACCCUGAUAGCGUACGUGUCCCACAGUAACCAGAGUAUCGUGGUGUACUCCUUCUCCAUACUCAGUAAUCUGUGUCUUAAUGAAGAAAUUGGAGAGAAGGUGUUCAAUGCCAAGAACAUUUACCAGACGUUCCAGCUGAUCUUCAACAUCAUCGUGAACGGAGACAGCUCGCACGUCCGCGGGUUCACCUGCGACCUCUUCAUCGGGCUGCUCAAGAGCCCCAAAAUACAACAGUCUGUCGUCAUCUAUGAACAUUUUGAGGCAUGCCUGAUGCAGGUUCUACAUCUCAUCACCAUGGAUACAGAGUCUGCUACCAAGAUAUUUGAGCUGCUGCUAUCGUUCUGCUCGGUGAACGGUCUCCGCUGUACGGUGUGCCGCGCCCUCCUCAACACGCCCAGCCUGCAGGACCCAGACAGAUACCAGCCCCAGAUUCACCAGCGCCAGAUUACGGAGCCCUUCUUCGCACUGGUGCACUGGGCGGGACAGUCUGUGGAGACCCACGACCAGGCACCGCUGUUUGCACUGGAUCUGCUCAAGGAGAUUUUUGAGGAAGUGAUUGAUUCCGGCCUGUCCGCCCAGCUGUCCCCCCGUACUGACGUGGUUGUGCCCAUGGCUGUGGAACAGCUGACACCCCCCUGUGAUACAGAUGGUUCGGUCCUGAAACUCAAGUGUCUGAAGACAGUCAAAGCCUUGGAUGUUCUUCUUGUGCUAUGUAAUGAUGAAGCCAUGAAGCUGCAGGUAGCGGAGGCUGUGGAUACAAAGGUGUGCAGCACACUACUGGAGCAUCAGUACCAACACAACAGGCUGGGCAUGACUACUGGCCACUGUGGUAUCGAGGAGGACUGGAGUGAAGCUGGAGUAGACCUGGUUCUCCACACCCUGGAACUGAUGAGCAGGAUCAAGACUUACGUGGCUAACAUGGACAUGAUGUUCUACGAGACACUACAGGACCAGAGACUUGUUGCAUUCCUGGCCUUCUCCCUGACCAAUGACACGAGAGCGAGGGUACAGCUGGCCCUCCGACUCCUGAACCAGGCGCUACCUCUUCCUGAGUUCCCUGCCAUCAUGCUGGGAGACUCCAUUGCAGCUUACAAUGCCAAGCAAGCCACCGAGAGGAAAGUGUUAAACAUCGGCAGCACGGAGCCACCGGGAUCACCUGGUAAACUGCAUUCUGGAAAGGCAUCAGUCAACUACAACGGUACAGACGGGGGGAAGGCAAGGGGAAAGGGGUCCCCACAACGAGAGGGGAGUGUGGACACACUGAUCGACAGAAUGAACUCUGGUCUGGAGAUCAAGGAUGUCAAAGCCUCAGAGAUCAUGGACCUCUACGAACACAAGCUGGCUUCUCUUGCUACAAAAGAGAGCCACCUGCAGGACCUGUUGGAGGCUAAACAGCUGGCACUGGCUCAGGCCGACAGACUCAUCGCUCAGUACAAGUCCAGAAGGGCACAGUCAGAAGCUGAGGCCAGAAAACUGGCCUCCAUGCUGCAGGAGUCGGAGCGGCGGUCGGAGUCGUACCGCGACCAGAUUAACGAGCUGCGACUGGACAAGGAGAGACAGGCGGAGGACAUGGAACAGCUGGUCGGGCAGAACAGCAAACUCCAGGCCAUUGCUGAGGAGUAUGAACAGCUACAGGCCGCGUACACAGAACAGAUACAGAGGGUUGAGGCCUUGCAGAGGAGUGUGAAUGCUCACAUGGACGAGCAGAAGUCCCUCCGUGAGAUGAACGAGAUGCUGAGGAGACACAACGAGAGUCUCAAGAACCAGAUCGAAGACGAGAAAAAGAGACUCACCAAGCAGCUCAAGGACAAGGAGGUCAAACUAACAGAGGAGAAAGACAAAGUGCGCACUCUGGAACACGAGAAGGAAGACUUGGAAACCGCUGUCGAUAAGUACAGGAAUGAGCUGACCAAACUGGAACAAGUCAAGAAGGAGACUGUCAAAAAGUAUGAGGCAUCCAUUGCGGAGAAGGAUGCCCUGAUAAAAACCCAGAAGGCAGAGCUGGAUAAAAAUGCCCAGAUUGUUGCUAUGAUUCACAACAUCAGUGCAGGAGUCAAGUCCUGAGAGCGAUGCCAUACUCGUGAACCUAGAUGCAAGCGCAGUGUACAUUCCAGUAUUCCAUUAUAUGUGUCUGUGUGUGAGAUGAUGUGCCUUUCUAUAUGGAGUCCCAAGAUGUAUGGACACUAGGGGUGGGUACCGGUACAGAAAAUUUCAUUUCAUCUAUUUCAUUUAUUUGUUUACCCAGGAACAACAUAAAAUUCAG